ACAAUCAACAAUACAAUGCGCCACCGCCGCCGAAAUUUGACUGAAAUAAAUAUUAUUUUGUCAGUCAAGCGCUUUGUACGGUUGCAUUGCCGAAAUAAAACAAAAAUUUCGAGAAAAUAUCCGAAACCGACGCAAUCAUGGACCUUGAAAACGCUGAAGAAAUUCUGCAAAUAUUGGAGCGCUACACAAAGCAAAAAUCGAAAACAAUUCCGGACGAAUUGAACGGUUACUUAUCUCAUGUUGCAAUGACGGGCGAUUCGGUGUACACUUGGUCGAAAGUACAGUACUUUUUCCGCGAGAAACUGGCGCACGUAUUAAAGGACUUCCAUGAUACAACACCACGAACGGAAGAUUUGCCCAUCAGUCGGAACGUAGACCCCUUCAACUAUGACACCAUGAAAACCAUAUUACUGGAACGAUUCGACCUAUUCAAUGCAGCUCCAUUCACAAUCCAAAGACUCAGCGAACUGCUGAGCGAUCCGAAGAAGCACUACUGCCGAUUGGACAAAUUUAUGCGAGCGCUGGAAAAGAACAUUUUGGUUGUCAGUACCGUUGAACCGGGUCACCGAACAAUGGGCAGUGAAAAUGGUGACUCAAUCAAUGGCGAUCCACUGAUGGACAUCAAUGUCGACGUGGAAAUGGACAAAGAACCGAGCGGUAGCUGUGUUACGUCGAUGGAUGAGAAAGAGACCGUCGAAGCAGAACUAGAACCGAGCACAGACGAGUUGAAUACAGAAACUAAGACUGAAGAGGGUACAAGCGAACAGUCUGACGAGACGGUCACUACGGACGACGCUACUUCCAGCACAAACGGUCAUCACAGCGACGAGUUAAAUGACACAAUCGAAGACGUUAAGGAAGAAGCGACCGAGGACAAAACGGAUAAUUCCAGUGCCAGUGUUGAACCUGUUAAGGUGGAAGUACAACCGGCGGAACUUGCUGAAAGUUUGCCGGAAGAAAGUGCAGCCGUCAGUGAACCGAUCGUCGAAGCCUCACCAGUCAUUCCGGACACAGAACAACCAAAGGAAACUGCAACUGAGGAAGUAGAUGGAAAAGUGAUUUCCGAAACAGAUGCUGAAAGUAGUGCAGUAGCGACAACAGAAGCCGUGGAUGAUAAAGAGAGUGUUGUCGAAAAGAAGUCAGAGAAACAUGCACUGGACCGUGAUGACGACGACGAAGAAUGUCAGCCAACGGCAGCAAAAUUAGUAAAAAUCGAUGAGUCGUCCACUGAAUCAACGUCCGAUACGGAUCAACUUGAUAUUGCUGCGAUCGAUAAAGUUCCAUCGGACGAAGCGGUGAUUUCGGACGAUGAUCAACGCCCCGUCGAAGUAACAGAACCUCUAUCCGAAGCAGUAUUACUAGAAGAGAAUAUAGAAACGACUGACAGUGUGGCAACCGUUCUGCCGAUUGUUGACGAACCAACCACAACUAGUGAAGCAGCGCCGGUCGUCGAUGAACCACCGACUACUGUCGAUAAUCAAACAGUUGACGAUGACACUGCAGCCAUUCCAACCGAUGCAGAACUUGAAUUGGAUGCAGCUGACGAUCCGAACAACGAUACAGCGUCAACCGGUAACACAAUAUCGUCGCUAGCCUCAACACUAUCAAAUGAUCUCGAUGCAUUGGAUGAGGAGGAGGAAGAGGUGGACGAAGAUGCACUCAUUGAGCCAAUCGUAGCCGAUGCUGAACAGACUUUACUGGACUCGCCGGUUACUCUGGCGGAAACAGAUGUCGAAAUGAUUCCAUCGAUUGACGGUGCCGAACAAAUGGCCGUUGAAGAUACGAUAGCACCAGUGUUAGCAUCAACGAAUGUAGAUUCGGCUAUGGAUGCCACACAAAGCAUUCCGGCUGCGGACGAACAAAUGGAUGUGCUCGAAAAUAAUUCGAUGGAUCAAGAUCUGUAGAUGGGGAGAGGCGUUAUUUACCGGAAACAAAACAAAAAAUUCUGUUGGAUCAUCAUCGGUGAGAUUACAGUCAUCGAUUGUAUGGCGCGUUUUUUUUUAUCGCAAUUAAGGAACAUAUUUUCUCUCUCUGUUUUGUUCUGUGUUUUUAAAUUAACUGAAGACGAAAUUGCCCCAUUGCCAACGGAAUUUUCAUUUCCAUUAUUUUAAUUUCAAACCAAUAAAUGUGCUACGCAUCAAGAAAU
Molecule: messenger RNA, 2146 nt
Organism: Bradysia coprophila
Lineage: Eukaryota; Metazoa; Arthropoda; Insecta; Diptera; Sciaridae
Gene: PPP4R2r
Product: Protein phosphatase 4 regulatory subunit 2-related protein
Cellular component (GO): nucleus; cytoplasm; protein phosphatase 4 complex
Molecular function (GO): protein phosphatase regulator activity
Source: RefSeq, a predicted model, not a curated record